Molecule: messenger RNA, 792 nt
Organism: Nicotiana attenuata
Lineage: Eukaryota; Viridiplantae; Streptophyta; Magnoliopsida; Solanales; Solanaceae
Exons: 2
Coding region: 1-792 (263 amino acids)
Source: RefSeq, a predicted model, not a curated record
AUGUCUCUUGGUCUAACCAAUGCCCCAGUAGCUUUUAUGCACUUGAUGAACAACGUAUUUCAGCCCUAUCUUGAUUACUUUGUCAAUGUUUUCAUUGAUGAUAUAUUGGUGUAUUCUUGCAGCUGGGAGGAUCUUGAGCAGCACUUGAAGAUCAUGCUCCAGACUUUUAGGGAGAGGAAGCUAUUUGCUGAAUUCUCCAACUGUGACUUUUGGCUAGACUCGAUGGCAUUCUUGGGCGACGUAGUGUCCGGUGAGAGGAUUAAAGUGGAUCCGAAGAAAAUUGAGACAAUUUAUAGUUGGCCCAGACCGUCUUCUACUACUAAGAUCCGGACUUUCCUUGGGUUGGUAGGGUAUUAUCGAUGUUUUGUGGAGGGGUUUUCAUCUAUAAUGGCCCUAUUGACUAGAUUGACACAGAAGGGUGCCCCAUUCAAGUGGUUUGAUGAGUGUGGGGAGAACUUUGAGAAGAUCAAUACUGCUUUGACUACAGUUCCAGUCCUGUCGAAGCCCCAUGAGAAGAGCUACCUAGUACACGAUUUGGAGUUAGUAUUCAUUGUUCAUGCGCUCAAGAUUUUGAGGCAUUAUCUUUACGACGUGUCUUGUAAGGUGUUCAUACGUCAUAGGAGUCUCCAGCACUUAUUCAAGCAAAAGGAUCUGAACUUGAGGCAACGAAGGUGGUUAGAGAUACUAAAGGAUUAUGAUAUUACCAUUCUUUUUCCUCUGGGAAAGGACAAUGUGAUGGCGGAUUCCUUGAGUAGGAAGGCUGAGAGCAUGGGGAGUCUUGCUUAUAUUUAG